Molecule: messenger RNA, 2959 nt
Organism: Pyrgilauda ruficollis (rufous-necked snowfinch)
Lineage: Eukaryota; Metazoa; Chordata; Aves; Passeriformes; Passeridae
Gene: RIC8B
Product: RIC8 guanine nucleotide exchange factor B
Exons: 10
Coding region: 26-1669 (547 amino acids)
Biological process (GO): G protein-coupled receptor signaling pathway
Cellular component (GO): cytoplasm; plasma membrane
Molecular function (GO): G-protein alpha-subunit binding; guanyl-nucleotide exchange factor activity
Source: RefSeq, a predicted model, not a curated record
GCGGGACGGGACGGUCCGGUCGGGUAUGGAGCGGGGCGCCGGGCCGGGCCCGGAGCUGGGCGCGGUGCUGGAGGCUGUGGAGGGGCGCGGCGGCGGCGCCGGCGACGAGGCGGUGGAGCGCGUCCUGGCAUGGUACAACGAGGAGAAUCGGGCCACUUUCAGGUUUGACCCUGCAGAUGAAGACAAAAGAAAGAAACUGUGUGAGGGAAUUCUAAACAUCCUUGAAAACGACACAAAAACUUCAUGUCAAGUUGCCUGCCUGGAGGCCCUCCGGAUUCUCUCCAGGGACAAGAAGGUUUUAGUGCCUGUAACCACGAAGAGAAACAUGCAGAUCCUUAUGAAGCUAGCAAAGCUGGACACUGUGGAAGAUCCACUGGAGAGAGUAUCUGAAUUUCCUGUGAUAGUAGAAGCCUUAAAAUGCCUCUGUAACAUAAUUUUUAAUAGUUCAGUUGCACAGAAGCUCAGUUUGGAACUGAAUCUUGCAGCAAUGCUCUGCAAUCUUCUGCAGAAAUGUAAGGACCGGCAGCUUGUUGAUGACAUUAAAUGCUUUGAUUUGCGUCUCCUCUUCCUCUUGUCGCUUCUGCACACAGAUAUUAGAGCACAGUUGCGCCAGGAGCUACAAGGGGUGCAGGUUUUGACUCAGGCUUUGGAGAGUUCCCUGAGUGUAAGAUGGACAGAAGAAUAUAAGGCAGCAGAAGAUCGUGACAGGCCUCCUCUAUCUUUGCAAGAGACAGAUUGUGCCAUUGAGGCACUAAAGGCUCUGUUUAAUGUAACACUUGACAGUUGGAAUGUCCACAGCAAGAAUGAAUCUCAUCAAUUUCGUUACAUGGCUGCCAUCCUUCGACAUUGCUUAUUAACCACGGGCCCUACUGAAGAAAAAACUGAAGAGUUGCACAGCAAUGCAGUCAACCUCUUAAGCAAUGUUCCUGUUUCUUGCUUGGAUGUUCUUAUUAACCCGUCGUCCCAAGAGGAAACAGAUAUAAAAUACAAUGGUAUGAAUAUGGGAGCUAUUCAGAUUUUACUGGAUUUCAUGGAGAAGAGAAUAGACAAGGGAAGCAGCUACAGAGAAGGUCUGACUCCAGUUCUCAGUUUAUUAACUGAAUGCUGCCGAACUCACAGAAAUAUCAGGAAGUUUAUCAAAGCUCAGGUACUGCCCCCAUUAAGAGACGUCUCAAACCGUCCUGAAGUUGGCACAACAGUGAGGAACAAGCUUGUGCGCCUUAUGACACACGUUGACCUUGGAGUAAAGCAAAUUGCAGCAGAAUUUCUUUUUGUUCUUUGUAAAGAGAGAGUCGAUAGCUUGUUGAAGUACACAGGCUAUGGUAAUGCAGCAGGAUUGUUAGCAGCCAGGGGCCUGCUAGCAGGAGGAAGAGGAGAUCAUUGGUACUCGGAUGAUGAGGAUACGGACACAGAAGAAUACAAAUCUGCAAAGCCAAACAUUAACCUUAUCACUGGUCACUUAGAAGAACCAAUGCCCAAUCCAAUGGAUGAAAUGACAGAAGAGCAAAAAGAAUAUGAAGCUAUGAAGCUUGUCAACAUGUUUGAUAAACUUUCCAGAGAUGAGCUCAUAAAGCCAAUGGGAGUGCGGCCGGAUGGGACUAUGGCUCCUUUGGAGGAAGCAGUCAGCCAGUACCAUACCAGCAAGCAAGAGAGCUCAGAUUCAGACUAAGGCAUCACCUGCUUUACUCUCAAUUCUCCUGUAAUCCACACUUCUCCUUAGAGCCACAUCUUUUAUCCUCACAUUAGCCAGCAUCACUUUAACUGUUCUAUUAUUGGCAUAUUUAAAUGAUGGGUCCUGUGCUGUAAUGUCUGAAUUUUUAUUAUGUCUGUUUAGAGAACAUAUCAAUUUAUUAGUUUAUGAUCUUUAUUAAUUUAAAAUUAAAUGUAUUUUAAAAGGGUAAAAAGUGAAAGCCUACAGUGUAAAAUAAAGUCCACUUUCGUUUUCCAGAAUCCUGUUUUCUGAACUCUGUAGGUUUUCCCAUUCUUGAUAACCUUUUGUAUUGUCUUGCCAGUCUUCCUCUUUAUAUAAUUGUAUUCAUGAAGUGUGUUUACUUAAUGGCAUAAGGAGCAGAGGGUGUUCAGACUUAGAAGUCUGAUUGACCUUGUGAGGCUGCUUUAGCUGGCAUUGAGCAGUGAUUUCAAAGCUCCUGUUUUUGAAGUGCCCUGGGGUUUCUUACUGCUACAAACUUCUCCAGUUAAGCUGCUAUUUACAAUUUUAACAAUGUGUCAGUGACAGACUGCUUCUAAAACUGCCUUUAAAUUGGGAAACAAGAAGAUGGAUUUUGUACGUCUUCCCUCCCUCCCUGGUUAAGACCACACGAAUAUACCUCCUCCUCCCCUCUUUGGUUGAGUAAAAACAUCCCUAUUGAAACUGGUGUUCAAGAAUUGCACUUGAUGCCAUGAAUGGGAGGGGACUGGAGUGCAUGUGCCAGUGUUUCACUGAAUUGGGGCCUGCUUUUGGAGAUUAACUGCUGUGCCUCACUUGAAGGAAAGUCAAACUAAUCAACAAAGAAAUAUUUCCUCUUAGAGAGAACUUAGGGAGCAAUGGAAUAGAGAAUGGGAGGGUAGAAAGGAGAAGUGUCACUUUCAAUUCUGUACUCUUUAAAAACAAAGAUUAAAGUUGUAGGCGUGCUGCACUGAUGUUGUUGCCUCUUUGCCUGCUUGGUUUCUUUCUGUGUUUCUCCCAGCAUGAAUUACAUGAAGAAUAAUCCAUGCCCUAGUUUUGAAUUCUGUAUUUUGUGCAGCUUAAACAUGCCAUUCAUUGGGAAUGUUUCAGAAGUUGGUGUUGGUUCUCCAGUUUGUCUUUGUUUCCUAUGACUUGAUACCGGUUCUUUGAACUAAGGAAGAUGGUGUUCAAAGACCCCGUAAAGAGGGAUUUUGUAUGAAAUUGUGCUGUGGUUGCUUAUGUGAGCAGCUUCUGCAGAUGAUCUUAGUCUUCCAAAAGAACUGAAAAGAAAAA